UUGAACACCGCCGCAUCUUGGCUUUCUCAGCUUGCAGCGUCGCCAUAACAAGUCAGCAUGUGGAAGUAUCUCGGAUUCCUUGCCAUUUUGGCCGGAGCGAGUUCUCUGGGUCAGCAGACUGGCUUCGAUACCUCGACGUGUGGAGGGGGUACAGGUUGUUCGAGGUCAUCAGCUACCGAGCACUCGGAUUCGCAUCUGAAUCGUAGGAGGAGGCAACAGCAAAUCGUGCAGGAGGUUGUCGUGGAGAACAACUUUGGGGGUCCUGGUUUCGGAGGACCUGGCUUUGGAGGUCCAGGGUUCGGAGGUCCUAGCUUCGGAGGUCCAGGGCUCGUAGGUCCAGGGAUCGGAGGUCCAGGGAUCGGAGGUCCAGGGUUCGGAGGGCCGGGGAUCGGAGGUCCAGGGUUCGGAGGUCCUGGCUUCGGACGUCCCGGCUUCGGAGGACCUGGGCUUGGAGGUCCUGGCUUUGGACGUGGCAAAUUUGGCUUUGCCCGCAGCUACGACGAGGCGGAUGAGGAGGUACCGGCCCAGGGAACAUACCAACAGCAAGACACACUCAGUGAAAUUCCGUCUCCAGCUUGCCCGAAAAACUAUGUGUUUUCCUGUGAUGCGGUUGUCAAGCCGGUUCCAUGUGGGUACAGCUCAUAUUGAUAAACUCGCUGAUAAAUCGUUAAUAAACAAUUUUUAACAAUA
This is a messenger RNA of Drosophila teissieri, 690 nucleotides long. RefSeq names its product glycine, alanine and asparagine-rich protein (gene Vm26Ac). The record is from RefSeq and is a predicted model, not a curated record. Lineage: Eukaryota; Metazoa; Arthropoda; Insecta; Diptera; Drosophilidae. The coding region runs from base 58 to 648 and encodes 196 amino acids. The transcript has a single exon.